This is a messenger RNA of Impatiens glandulifera, 3027 nucleotides long. RefSeq names its product extensin-2-like. NCBI's taxonomy places the organism in Eukaryota, Viridiplantae, Streptophyta, Magnoliopsida, Ericales, Balsaminaceae. Bases 19 to 3027 code for a protein of 1002 amino acids. The record is from RefSeq and is a predicted model, not a curated record. The transcript has 2 exons.
AGCACUCUAUCAACCACCAUGAGAGCUCAAGGUGGCCGCCGUCUCUGGCCACAUUUGCUUAUCGCUAUGGCUUUAGCGACGCUUUUAAAUACUUCUGUUUCUGCUGACCCUUACGUCUAUGCUUCUCCACCUCCUCCUUACGAAUACAAGUCGCCUCCUCCGCCUUCCCCAUCACCCCCGACUCCCUAUGUAUACAAGUCACCACCUCCUCCUUCGCCAUCACCCCCGCCUCCCUAUGUAUACACUUCACCUCCUCCCCCGUCACCAUCACCCCCGCCUCCCUAUGUAUACAAGUCACCUCCUCCCCCGUCACCAUCUCCUCCACCACCUUAUUAUUAUAAAUCACCUCCUCCACCUUCUCCAUCACCACCUCCUCCAUAUUAUUACAAAUCUCCACCGCCUCCUUCCCCGUCUCCUCCUCCACCCUACUACUACAAGUCUCCCCCACCGCCUUUGCCUUCCCCUCCUCCACCAUACUACUACAAAUCUCCCCCUCCUCCAUCUCCAUCUCCACCUCCACCAUACUAUUAUAAAUCUCCCCCACCACCAUCUCCAUCUUCACCUCUACCAUACUAUUAUAAAUCUCCCCCACCACCAUCUCCAUCUUCACCUCUACCAUACUAUUAUAAAUCUCCCCCACCACCAUCUCCAUCUCCUCCUCCCCCUUACUAUUAUAAAUCUCCCCCACCACCAUCUCCAUCUCCUCCUCCCCCAUACUACUACAAGUCCCCUCCUCCUCCGUCACCAUCUCCUCCUCCACCUUACUAUUACAAGUCCCCACCGCCGCCAUCACCAUCUCCUCCUCCACCAUAUUACUACAAGUCGACACCUCCACCUUCUCCAUCUCCGCCUCCUCCAUACUACUAUAAAUCUCCACCACCUCCUUCACCAUCUCCGCCUCCUCCAUAUUACUACAAGUCUCCUCCCCCUCCAUUGCUUUCUCCACCUCCACCAUACUACUAUAAAUCACCACCACCUCCAUCACCAUCUCCUCCACCACCAUAUUACUACAAAUCCCCGCCUCCUCCAUCUAAAUCUCCACCAAAGCCCUACAUUUACAAAUCACCUCCUCCUCCAUCUAAAUCUCCACCAAAGCCCAACUAUUACAACUCUCCACCCCCACCAUCUCCAACCUACCUUUAUAAAUCACCACCUCCUCCUUCUUACUAUUACAAGUCUCCACCACCCACUUUUUACUAUCCUCCUCACUCUUACCGUCCUUUGGUUGUAAAAGUUGUUGGAAAAGUUUACUGCUAUAAAUGCUAUGAUUGGACAUACCCAAAAAACUCUCAUGACAAGAAACAUCUCAAAGGUGCUAUAGUGGAAUUAACAUGUACAGCUGGUAAAAAAGAAAUUUUGGCCUAUGGUACAACUAAGAUAAAUGGCAAGUUUGCGGUCACUCUUGAUGGCUUUGAUUACAAGAAAUAUGGAGUUGAGGCAUGCAAAGCCAAGCUCCAUGCACCACCUAAAGGUUCGACAUGCAACAUCCCGACAAACCUCCAUUGGGGAAUUACAGGUGCCAAGUUAAAGGUGAAGUCCAAGACUGAAUAUGAAGUUGUGCUCUCUGCCGAGCCUUUCGCCUAUGCCCCAAAGGCUCCUUCGAAAGAGUGUGAGAAGCCUAAGCCAAAGCCUACUCCUUCACCAUAUUAUUACAAAUCGCCUCCUCCCCCAGUCUACUACUAUAAAUCACCACCACCUCCUCCAACUUAUGCAUAUAAAUCACCACCACCUCCACCAUACUACUACAAAUCUCCUCCACCACCAUCGCCAUCACCUCCACCACCUUACUACUAUAAGUCUCCGCCACCACCAUCCCCAUCACCUCCACCACCAUACUACUAUAAGUCUCCACCACCACCAAUGCCAUCACCUCCACCACCUUAUUACUAUAAGUCUCCCCCACCACCAUCGCCAUCACCUCCACCACCAUACUACUAUAAGUCUCCACCACCACCACCACCAUCGCCUUCACCUCCACCACCUUACUACUAUAAGUCUCCCCCACCACCAUCACCAUCACCUCCACCACCAUACUACUAUAAGUCUCCCCCACCGCCAUCUCCAUCACCUCCCCCACCUUACUACUAUAAAUCUCCCCCACCGCCUUCACCAUCUCCUCCACCACCAUACUACUACAAGUCUCCACCACCACCAUUGUCAUCUCCUCCUCCACCGUACUACUAUAAAUCUCCCCCACCACCUUCGCCAUCUCCUCCAUCACCGUACUACUACAAAUCUCCACCACCACCAUCGUCAUCUACUCCUCCACCAUACAUCUACAAGUCUCCACCACCAACUUCACCAUCUCCUCCACCACCUUACUAUUACAAGUCACCUCCUCCACCCUCUCCGUCUCCUCCCCCACCUUACUAUUACAAAUCGCCUUCUCCACCAUCUCCAUCUCCACCACCGCCUUACUACUACAAGUCUCCACCACCACCAUCCCCCCCUCCUCCGCCACCUUACUUUUACAAAUCUCCCCCACCACCAUCCCCAUCUCCACCACCACCAUAUUACUACAAAUCUCCUCCACCACCUUCGCCAUCUCCUCCAUCACCAUACUACUACAAAUCUCCACCACCACCAUCGUCAUCUCCUCUUCCACCAUACAUCUACAAGUCUCCACCACCACCUUCACCAUCUCCUCCACCACCUUACUAUUACAAGUCACCUCCUCCACCCUCUCCGUCUCCUCCCCCACCUUACUAUUACAAAUCGCCUCCUCCACCAUCUCCAUCUCCACCACCGCCUUACUACUACAAGUCUCCACCACCACCAUCCCCCUCUCCUCCACCACCUUACUUUUACAAAUCUCCCCCACCACCAUCCCCAUCUCCACCACCAUAUUACUACAAAUCUCCUCCACCACCAUCCCCAUAUCCUCCACCACCAUACUACUACAAUUCUCCACCACCACCAUCACCGUCUCCUCCACCCCCUUACUACUACAGCUCUCCAUCUCCUCCAUCACCAUCACCACCUCCAUCAUAUUACUAUUCAUCUCCACCACCACCAAUUCAUUACUAA